UUCUCCGGUCAGCCUCGAAGAACAGACAGACAACGGAUCUAGCCGACAUCAGUCCUUACCAAGUUCUCACAAGCCGAUGCUGUUUGGUCAAGUGACAACUGAUCCUAGCUAAGAUCGGGAUUAAGAUGUUUGAAGGACGUGCUGCAUCGCCUCUGGCAUUAUGACGAACUCUAUUUAAGCCCUUCCACACUCCUUCCUGCUCCAACCCAGGUCAAUCACAUCUGACUGUUAGCCUGACGCACAUACGACGAAGGCUAUUGAUAAGCCAACAUGCCUCUAUACGAAGUUGCACACGCUGCGUCUCUUAGCCCAGGCCAGAAAGAUUCACUAGCAGAGGCUAUUACCGAUCUUCACGCCAACAGGUUCAAAGUACCUCGUUGGUACAUAAAUGUGACUUUUACGGACGCAUCUGUCCAGACAUCUUACAUCGGAGGUCGCCAGCGUAUCACUAAUCGCAUCACUGCUCGCGUCCGGAACGGCUCCACUCGAAGUCGAGAGGCAUUCAAUGAACUCUGCAGCGAUAUCAACGAUGCCUGGCGUCGUAUUGUGCAUCUGGAUCUCCCGACAUCAACAUUGCCGCCGAGGGAGCUUGAGUUAGCUGCCAUUUACAUCACGGGGGAGCUUCUGGCGGGUAUGAAAUUUGGGUUUCAGGUUCCAGCUGCAGGCUCUGAGAUGGCGUGGUCUGAGAUUCAUCAUUCCUCAUUCAAAGCGAGAGCAGCCUUAGGGGACGAAGAUUUUGUUGAAUUCGUUGCAGGACUGGAAAAGAAGCCUGGGUUCAAUAGAUCGACUUGAUGAUGCUCCAUGAUUCCAUGACAGCACAGCGGGUUUUCUACUUUUGUUUUUUUUUUUCUUUCAAUCAUAUGUGUAUCUGAUGGAUGCUUCGUUGCUCUAAAACAAUACCGCAUAAGGCCUACGCCGAACUCGUGCAUAAGCCUAAAGCGAUGCUUGCCAGAAAGGUGCGGUCCCUGCUUAG
Molecule: messenger RNA, 973 nt
Organism: Aspergillus sclerotioniger CBS 115572
Lineage: Eukaryota; Fungi; Ascomycota; Eurotiomycetes; Eurotiales; Aspergillaceae
Exons: 2
Coding region: 271-792 (173 amino acids)
Source: RefSeq, a predicted model, not a curated record